UUAAGGCGCCAAUUUUGUGUCGUCGUUGAAGUCUGUACACCCAUGGUUGAGGUUGAAGUCGUGUUUCUGUGUUCGGCCUGUUUUUAAUCGGCUCUAAAAUGUCUGAAAACACCUUCCCUGUCUACACUGCGGACGCAAUAGUGAACUUUUACCGAACGGAAGUUCUCACCGGGCAAGAGGCCAAACACUUCACCAAGAGCGACCUGACUCCUGCUCCAAAGCCAGAGACAGUUCAGACGCUGUACAUGAGAGUGCUGCAUCUCCUGUAUCGGUUCAGACCCGAGUGUCACUCCAUGCUUCCACUGUUGGAGAACAUUCAGUACCCAGUGUAUCAUGAGGGAGCCACUGCUAUCAUUAGCGUCUACAUGCGCCUGCGGCAGUUUCUGCCUAUGUGCUUCGUGUACGAUUUUUCACUGAACGACCUUUUAGCUCCAAAAAAACAGAAGACUCUGACUAUUCUAAGUGCCAUCAUGAACUUCCUUCACUUCAGGAAGCAGAGGAUGGACAUGAUCUUGGAGAAGCAGGCCAAAUUUAGGGCAGACAUGGACCGGCUGCAGGCUUACACCAAAGGAAACUUAGAGGCAGAGAAGAAGAUUGAGAUCCUGACGACCAUCCCACCAGAGCAGCAGGCGGAGGCCGACGAGCUGGCGGCUGCUCUCUCUGAGCUGCAGGCCACUACCAUGCACGAAUACCAGGAAGUGAACGCUAGAAAUGACAACAUCGCAGAGUGGAAAACCACCAUCGCAGAGAAGACUCAGAAACUGGCCCAGGUGAAGGUGUCCUUCAGCAACGUGAAGGAAGAAAUCAGCAAACUCAAAUCUCAGAUUGUGGAGUCCCCAGAGGAGCUGAAGAGCCAGAUGGAGAAGAUGAGGGAGAACCUGAAGAACAUCAAGCUGUCCAUCGCAGAAACAGAUGAGCGCGUGGUGGAGCUGCAGAACAUGGUGCAGGGUGUGACUCACAACCAGACGGAGAUGCAGCAGAUCUACAACCUGCUGCAGGACCUGGAGAGCAGCAUGAACACCACCAAGCAGCGGCAGGAGGAGCACCAGGAGCUGAUGGCGCAGUAUGAGAAGAAGCAGAAGGAGCUGAAGAACCUGUGCAUCGAGGAAGGCCACAUGAAGCGAGCUCUGGGCAUGAAGCUGGACAAAGAGUCCAAACAGAACAUCCGCCGGCAGAAGAAGAGAGAGAUGAAGGAGCAGCACGUUCAAGAAGUGUUGGGGCAGUGUAACCAAAUCCAGCAGAAGCGCGAGGAGAUGGCCGACAAAAUCCAAGAGAUCUCCAGAGAGACGCAGCAGCUGAAGGCCGAGAUCCAGAGCCUGAGAGACGUCUGCAGCAAGGAGACGGAGAAAGCUCAGGCUCUGUACGACACCCUGUUGACUUCAAUGGACAAGCUGCACACGAGAAUCGAGACGCACGUCGUGGACCUGAAACGUGAUGUCACCAAGAUGUCUGCAAACUUUUAAACACAUAAUUUUACAUUCUAUUACUGUGGUGUUACUUCUCUGUUCUGUGUUUUUACUGUUGUACUGUGUUGCCUUUUUCACCUUUCCUAUUUAAAAGCUGUAUAUUAACAAAAGGAACCGCUCGUCGCCAUCUCAUUGUGUAGCUCUGGUUUCAGAAGCUAUAUGUUCACAUUGUUGCACUAGUGUGGCCCAGAGAUCAUACAUUUGUUCUGUGAUCAGCCAUGACUGAACCUGCUUCCACAAACCUCCUCACUGCUCCACCCUCUCUGUGGUUCCUACUGAAGACAAAUCUGUAAAAAUGUGCCGAAAUGCUUAGUUUUUUUGUUUUCAAGGCUUCUUCUGUUGAGGAACAGCUGAGGAAGAAAGAGGACUGAAUUCUAGCUUAGUUUGCAAGAGAAAAGUUUUUUUCUUACUCCUUUUCCUUCUACAUCCCAAAACUAAAAUGUAUGUAAAGGCCCAUAGCAGUGGCUUUGUAUGUUUAACUUUCCAUCACAGCAGCCCAUUUGACUAACCAUGGUGCAGUGUUUUAUAAAUGGAUUGGUCCACUACUCUUUUGUAGUUUUAUAAUCCAACACUAUGAUGGUCUGUGUUCAUUUCCAUAAUUGUUUGAAGGUAAUGCAGUUUAGACUCUUCAGUCUGAACUUAAACUGCAGUAGCCACACAAUGUAACAUGUAGUCUACAAACAUGAGGGUAGAUUAGAAAUAUGCUGUCAUAGGUUAUGCAGCAGGUUUCAGUUGCUUAGGGUUGAGCAAGUAGUACCAUCAGAGUCAAAUGUGUCAAUUUCUGUGCUUGUAAAUAUAGCAAAUAAAAACAAACCUUGUUCUGUAAAUAGUUUUCUAAUAAAUAUAGCAAAUUCUGAUCAACCA
Morone saxatilis (striped sea-bass) is the source of this 2330-nucleotide messenger RNA. It is a transcript of the gene nuf2, whose product is annotated as UF2 component of NDC80 kinetochore complex. Gene Ontology annotation, molecular function: protein-containing complex binding. NCBI's taxonomy places the organism in Eukaryota, Metazoa, Chordata, Actinopteri, Moronidae. The transcript is spliced from 13 exons. Gene Ontology annotation, cellular component: kinetochore; Ndc80 complex. Gene Ontology annotation, biological process: meiotic chromosome segregation; kinetochore organization; mitotic spindle organization. The record is from RefSeq and is a predicted model, not a curated record. The coding region runs from base 99 to 1463 and encodes 454 amino acids.